Molecule: messenger RNA, 1886 nt
Organism: Danio aesculapii
Lineage: Eukaryota; Metazoa; Chordata; Actinopteri; Cypriniformes; Danionidae
Gene: ubb
Product: ubiquitin B
Exons: 2
Coding region: 109-1716 (535 amino acids)
Biological process (GO): modification-dependent protein catabolic process; protein ubiquitination
Cellular component (GO): cytoplasm; nucleus
Molecular function (GO): ubiquitin protein ligase binding; protein tag activity
Source: RefSeq, a predicted model, not a curated record
GUCACGCCCCUGGGUUUGUAUAAAUACAGUAGGACUCGCAUUUGUCGGCAGAUUUUUCGAAGAGGACAACAAUUUCAGGAGCAGUUUCAGUCAGCGAAUUCAUUAACGAUGCAGAUCUUUGUCAAAACCCUCACUGGUAAAACCAUCACCCUCGAGGUUGAACCAAGUGACACUAUUGAGAAUGUCAAGGCCAAAAUCCAGGACAAAGAAGGCAUUCCCCCUGACCAGCAGAGGUUGAUCUUUGCCGGCAAACAGCUUGAAGAUGGCCGCACCCUGUCCGACUACAACAUCCAGAAAGAGUCCACCUUGCAUCUGGUGCUGCGUCUCAGGGGAGGCAUGCAGAUCUUCGUCAAGACCUUGACAGGAAAGACCAUCACCCUCGAGGUUGAGCCGAGCGACACCAUUGAGAACGUCAAGGCCAAAAUCCAGGACAAAGAAGGCAUUCCCCCUGACCAGCAGAGGUUGAUCUUUGCCGGCAAACAGCUAGAAGAUGGCCGCACCUUGUCCGACUACAACAUCCAGAAAGAGUCCACCUUGCAUCUGGUGCUGCGUCUCAGGGGAGGCAUGCAGAUCUUCGUCAAGACCUUGACAGGAAAGACCAUCACCCUCGAGGUAGAGCCGAGCGACACCAUUGAGAAUGUAAAGGCCAAAAUCCAGGACAAAGAAGGCAUUCCCCCUGACCAGCAGAGAUUGAUCUUUGCCGGCAAACAGCUUGAAGAUGGCCGCACCCUGUCUGACUACAACAUCCAGAAAGAGUCCACCUUGCAUCUGGUGUUGCGUCUCAGGGGAGGAAUGCAGAUCUUUGUCAAGACUCUCACUGGUAAGACCAUCACCCUCGAGGUUGAGCCAAGUGACACAAUUGAGAACGUCAAGGCCAAAAUCCAGGACAAAGAAGGCAUUCCCCCUGACCAGCAGAGGUUGAUCUUUGCUGGCAAACAGCUGGAAGAUGGCCGCACUCUGUCCGACUACAACAUCCAGAAAGAGUCCACCUUGCAUCUGGUGCUGCGUCUCAGGGGAGGCAUGCAGAUCUUCGUCAAGACCUUGACAGGAAAGACCAUCACCCUCGAGGUAGAGCCGAGCGACACCAUUGAGAAUGUUAAGGCCAAAAUCCAGGACAAAGAAGGCAUUCCCCCUGACCAGCAGAGAUUGAUCUUUGCUGGCAAACAGCUUGAAGAUGGCCGCACCCUGUCUGACUACAACAUCCAGAAAGAGUCCACCUUGCAUCUGGUGUUGCGUCUCAGGGGAGGAAUGCAGAUCUUUGUCAAGACUCUCACUGGUAAGACCAUCACCCUCGAGGUUGAGCCAAGUGACACAAUUGAGAACGUCAAGGCCAAAAUCCAGGACAAAGAAGGCAUUCCCCCUGACCAGCAGAGGUUGAUCUUUGCUGGUAAACAGCUAGAAGAUGGCCGCACCCUGUCUGAUUACAACAUCCAGAAAGAGUCCACCUUGCAUCUGGUGCUGCGUCUCAGGGGAGGCAUGCAGAUCUUCGUCAAGACCUUGACAGGAAAGACCAUAACGCUCGAGGUAGAGCCAAGCGACACCAUUGAGAACGUCAAGGCCAAAAUCCAGGACAAAGAAGGCAUUCCCCCUGACCAGCAGAGGUUGAUCUUUGCGGGCAAACAGCUUGAAGAUGGCCGCACCCUGUCCGAUUACAACAUCCAGAAAGAGUCCACUUUGCACCUUGUGCUGCGUCUCCGAGGAGGCUCAGAUUAUUAAACAUGUUAGGGAUGGACAUUAAAUUCUCAGUAUCUCCUGCAUAUGCACUCACCACUUUUCCCCAUUAUUUUAUUCAUACAUUGUUGCUAAAUCCAACUACAUUCGUAUUAACAUGUUCUUUCACUUGUUUUUUUUAUGUCAGCUGUCAAAAUAAAAGCAUUGAAAUACAA